UCCCAACAGCCCACAAUCCAUCAAGUGGAUUAACUAAUUAUGGUAGUUAGAUCCAAUCAUCUUCCAAAGGUCCCACUUCUGAACACUUUGCCUUGGGGACCAAGCCUUCAACACACCAGCGUUUGGGGGACAUUUCAGAUCCAAGCCAUAACACCCUGCUGUAAGAUAUGAUGUUCCUCCCAUUAAUACUGCAACAGUGGUCCACUUCACCUUUUGAACAUAGCCCCCAGUGCUUAUUUUAAAAGAGGGCGCAAAGGAACGGCUUCGGAAGGGGGUCUUUCCCCCGCCGAGAACCAGUAACCUUCCCCGCCCGCGCGCGCGACCGGCCGGUGCGCCGCGGCCCGCGAAAAUCCCUGCUGCUUUGAGUUCUGUGGCUCUCAGCUGCAUAUGUGAAUUAUGGAGGGUUUGGCAGAGGCUUUGUGUCACCUUCAGAUCCCCCUGCUUGCUGGCACUGUUGGAUAAGAACCUUGCUUAAUUGCCCAGGCUGGCCUCAAAUUUACAGCCCUCCUGCCUCAGCCUCUGGAGUCACUGGGAUUACAGGACAGUUCUCCACAUACAGACUUUGUUUCACUUGGAAUCUUUACUUUUUUUACUUCAUUCGACUGAUUUAACAGGGUUCAACAACAGCAUUCAUAAAUUUCCAGCACUUUAACACUGAGCUACAUCCCCAGACCUUUAUUUAUUUACUUCAUUUUAUUUUAAGAUGGGGCCUCGCUAAGUUGCUGAGGCAGGGCUGGAAUUUUCCAUCCUCCUGCCUCAUCCUCCGAAUUUGCUGGGAUUACAGGACUGGGGUGUAACUCAGUGGUAGAGCACUUGCCCAGCAUGCAAAAGAAAAAAUUCUUAUAAGAGUAGAAAUUAGAAGUUUAUUAAAGGACAGCAGAAAAGACUUCUCCGGAGGAAGAAGGGGACCCAAGAGGAUGGAGAUUUCCACCCAUCAGUCUCAUCUCCUGCAACAGCUAAAUGAGCAGCGCAGGCAAGAUGUGUUCUGUGAUUGCAGUAUUCUAGUUGAAGGGAAGGUCUUCAAAGCUCAUCGAAAUGUAUUAUUUGCUAGUAGUGGCUACUUCAAAAUGCUUCUUUCUCAGAAUUCCAAGGAGACAAGUCAGCCAACCACAGCUACAUUUCAGGCUUUCUCUCCGGACACUUUCACAGUUAUCCUAGACUUUGUCUAUUCAGGCAAACUCUCUCUUACUGGGCAGAAUGUCAUAGAAGUGAUGUCCGCUGCAAGCUUCCUUCAGAUGACUGAUGUCAUUAGUGUAUGUAAGACUUUUAUCAAAUCUUCCUUGGACAUUAGUGAGAAGGAAAAAGAUCGCUACUUCAGUCUCUCAGAUAAGGAUGCCAAUUCUAAUGGCAUAGAGCGUUCUGCUUUUUAUGGUGGCAGCUGGCAAGAAGAAAGCAGUUCCCCACACUCUCACCUCAGCCCAGAUCAAGGAGCAGGUAUAGGUGGAAAGUCGUGGGGUAAGUAUAAUUACCCUCCAGCCUCCCAACGGAGCACUCAGCUCCCUGGGGCCAAGCAUGAGCAGAGGAAAGAUUCCAUUAAAAAGACCAAGCAUCUGCGACUGUCACAGCCUCCUGAAGCUGCUCAGUACAAGUCAAGCAAACGAGAAGCACGAGCGUCUGAUUCUUCCAGCCAUGUUUCCCAGGCUGAAGAACAAGCGCAAAUUGACACAGAAAUGGACUCUGCUUCUGUUGGCUAUCAGUAUGGUCAAGGAUCUGAGGUCACAUCCCGAAGUUUUUCAGAUGACCUGCCCAGGAUGCGAUUCAAGUGCCCGUACUGCACACAUGUGGUAAAGCGGAAAGCAGACCUCAAGCGACACCUGCGCUGUCAUACAGGAGAAAGGCCAUAUCCAUGUCAAGCGUGUGGAAAAAGGUUUAGCAGGCUAGACCACCUAAGUAGCCAUUUCCGAACAAUUCACCAGGCAUGCAAACUAAUCUGCAGAAAAUGCAAACGCCAUGUGACUGACCUAACAGGGCAAGUGGUACAGGAAGGAACCAGGCGCUACAGACUGUGUAAUGAGUGUCUUGCAGAAGUUGGCAUAGACAGCCUCCCCAUUGAUUUGGAAGCUGAGCAACAUCUUAUGUCCCCAUCAGAUGGAGAUAAACAUUCCCGAUGGCACUUGAGUGAAGAUGAGAAUAGAUCCUAUGUGGAGAUUGUAGAGGAUGGGUCUGCCGAUCUGGUCAUACAACAGGUUGAUGAUAGUGAAGAAGAAGAAGAAAAAGAAAUAAAGCCCAACAUUAGGUAGCUGUAAUAUGAACCAACAGAGCUGGCAUGUCUGCAAUUUCCAUUCACUUCCUGUAUCUCUCCUUUCCGUGGUCAGAGUCUGGUUAACAAAUUUAUCAUACUGACUUAAAAGAAAUGACCUGAAAUAACUUGCAUGCUUUCUGAACAGGCCAUUGUAUCCAUUCUGAACUUUGUUGCCCUAAAUGUUGCUGCACUGGAAAGAAAGACCUAGCUUGAGUUGGCAUGAUGGAUGAACAGUUACCCUCUUUAUUACAGAUAUGUUCUUUCUUUUAAUAUUGGAAGAUAUACUUAGCAAAUUUUCUUCAAAGAAAAUAUUUUAAAUAAAUUUAUCAUAGCCAAGCUUUAUAUAAGACAAUUUUAAGGUGUUUCAAAGACAAAUACACUACCAAUAUUAAGUUUCACAGGGAAAACGGGUAAGAGCACAUUUAAGGGUCUGGCAACUCACCUUGCUGUUAAUUUCAGAUCUGAAGCAACCUAUCACUUUCUGGUAUUCUAAAUGAUUAGGAUUAAUGACUGAAGACUAAUAAGAAAUGCUUGAGUUCGUUCAUAUUUAAAAUUUUUGUCCUUAAAAAAUGACUUUUAUAUAGUCAGUAUUAUUUAAAAGAAAAAACUAACAUAGAGGCUGACCAAAGAUUAUAUACAGACAUCGUUUUUUCAAAAUACGAAACACACUGCCUAAAAGUAAAGGUAGUUAAUUUGUAAAAAAGAUCUGUCAAUAACAGUUUUCUUCUUCUCUAAAGGAAAAAAAUGAAUAAAAAGUUUAAAAAAUAUAUUAGAAGGUUCUCUCCAGUUCUUAAGAAUAAUUUCUAACAUUUAUCUAGUGCUAUGUAUUACUUUAAAGUGCUCUAUCACAUAUUUUCUCACUAUUUAGUAAAGGAGAUAGUACCUCUGAGGAAAUUAAGGUCAGAAAAUAUGAGUGGUACAACUGAUGAUUGGACAGACUAUGGUUUUAAGUAAUCCUCUUUUAUCAGUCUCUCCUAAUAUGUCUCCUGAAAUGACAGAGAAUUGAAAUCAAACCUUACCGGCCUGCAGUAAUGAUAAAAGUCAGAUUUAGAAUUAAAAAACACAUUAUAAGAAUCAGGAUUAGAAAAUACAGGGGUGGAUAUAGCUCAGUGGUAGAGUGCUUGCCUAGCACUUGGCCCUGGGUUCAAUCCUCAGCACACACACACAAAGAAUUAGAAUGUAUGAAAGAAGAAUUUAGUCACUUUCAGCAACCUAUAUCUUUAUGUUAAGUUAUUCAAAUAGUGUUAAGUAAUGUCCCUAAAAUACAUUCUGACAUAUUUUUUGUUGGGUUAUUUAUAUGUAAAUUUAAAACAAAACUAUUUGAACAAAUUAUUCUCUUAAAUGCUUUGAGCAUUUUUGCAUAUCUUGUUUAUAUUUUUCACAACAAACUUUUAUCCUAGGAUACAAAGUUUAAACUUCUCCCCAGUAUGAAUUAUGAGACAUUCCAACAUCACAGCAAAAUUGGAGAAGCACUGUUUUUAGUUCUAAGGAUAAAAUAUAAAUAUCAGAACAAUGGUACUUCAUAAAGUUCUUUGUGCUGGGCGCAGUGGCAUAUGCCUAUAGUCUUAGCUACAAAGGAGGCUAAGGCAGGAGGAUUGCAAAUUUGAGGCCAGCCUGAGCAACUUUGGGAGGCCCUGUCUCAAAAAAUUAAAAGGGCUGUGGAUGUAACUCAGUGGUAAAGCACCCCUGGGCUCAGUCCCCAGUACCAUACACACACACAAAAGAGGGGUCUCUGCAAGUUACCAUAGUGAAGCUUAAUAUAAUGUAAUUAUGGUAUAUAGUGAGGCUCCAUGUAUUAUACAGUAUUUUUAAAUGCCAUGACAUACCUCAAGAUGAUAUUUUUGUUAUUAUUUCCUCUUAUUCUUUAGUUAAUGAUUGUCCUUGAUACCAGCUUGUGGGCCACAAGACUUAAUAUCCUUUAAAAAAAUUUUUUUAAAUAGAUAAAUAACUACUUUGUUUCAUGAUACUUAAUUCUGAGUCUUUUCCAAGAUUGAUUGCCCUGAUGGCAAAUUUCCAGUUGGCUCAAGACUACCCGUGUGUAUUGAGUUCAUUGGUUCUCCCAACAUGACCAUUCCUAAAUCAGGAUUCUUAACUACUAAGUAAUAUCUGAAGAGGGAGGCAUUGCCUGCCAUUCUCUAGUCUCACCAGAGUGAUACUAACACCUUUCCAAAUUGUAACCUGAUUUUUAGUUGUUGGGGCCAAUAGGAAAAUUGACUGAUUUGAGCUUUAUUCAUAGAAAUGAAGUAGUGCUUGCAUGUGUAUACCCUAACGCACUUUAGUCUAUGACCUAAAUGUUCUUUUAUGCUAUUAUCUUCUGCAUGCAAACUUCACACACAUCAGCAUGAACUUCAGCAAUGUCCACUGAACAGUGUUACCAGCACUUUAAUUGCCUUUUUCAGAAAGAAUGCUUUCUCAUAACUGUUUAUAUGAAGCAUCAAACAGUACCCACCAAACAGCUGUCAGAUUCAGCAGACAAAACAUCUAUUCUAUCAUUUUAGCAGCAUAAAAGAAGAACAUUUAAGAAUGUUUGCAAGUUGUAAAUAAUGACUCCAGUUAUCAUAUCGUAUGUAGGUAAGACUUUAGAGAAAAUUAUUUUCUAGAAUGAAACUUAUCUAUUAAUGAUUUCUGAGAAAAUUGAAUUCUUUAGCUUUUAAAUGUGGGAAAAUGCUACACAGGGAUAUAAUUUGUUUAAAGUAAGCUUUAUUUAUGCCAAGGAUUUUUUUUUUCUUUCUUCUUCAACAUCAAGAAAAUAAUGGGAAUUGAUUAGGCCAAAGUUUGCUUUUGCAGAUAUGCUGUUUAUUAUCUUCUGGAUAUCCUUCUCACUUUAUUGUCCUCAAGAGUGUCUGGUUGAAGGGAUGAAGUUUUGCAAAAAUAAACCACUACUGCAGUCAUGCCUAGUGUCUGGAAGAAGAAAAACAAACCAGCAUCAGUUUAAAAAAAAUUUUUUAACCCAAGAAACUUCAAAUGAAUUGUUUCAUAAAGAAGUUCAACAUUGGAGGAAGAAGCUCUAAAAUCAAGAUGCUGUGGCACAUCUUCCCUGUUCCUCUUCUCAGGCACCUCUGCAGAACUCGGGAACACAGAAUUGAAAAUCAUGGAGCUAGACAACUUCUUGUAUUCCCUUUGAGUAUCAAAAGCUCACUUCAUUACUACUAUUAUUGACUGUAUUUAUAAGCAGGUAACUAAGAUAGGAUGUCUUAGUGAGCAGAUCACAUCUUUAGCAUUUGAUGUUCCUUGUAUGAUCAUGAGAUCUUAAAACUUUAAGAACAAGAGUUUUAAUAUUUUUCAAUAUUAUGUUUUUGAGUAAUACAAUCAAAACAUAGUUAUUGCUUCCUAUGUGGCCAAGUUACUGCUUAGUGGAUGAAAAAAACUUGGUGUUCCAGUUAUAUAUGAACUCAGAACUCAAUUCAUUAAAAUUAUUUUGCUAAGUCAUGCUAAGAUAUAUUGAAAUUUCUACUCAUAUUGUUUUUUUAAAUGUAUUUUGAGUCUGAAAUUAGUAGUGUAGAAAAUCACUAAAAGCACUAUGGCAUAAAAAGACGUAUGUAACUAAGAACGGUGAUAGUAAACAGGUACAGGAGGACCAAACUCUAUACAUGAAAAUUUUUAUGUUAUUUUAUAUUAGAGUGUAUCAGUAUUACUAUUUAUCAUUUAUAUAGCAUUUUAUAUCUGCAAAUUAUUUAAUAAUUUUUGUUUUUCUUUACAUUUCUAUGAAGUAGGACAGUUAUCCCACAUGAAAGGUAAAGAAAUUGAGGCACAGAACAGUAAAGCAGCCUAUUUAAAACAGCCAGUGAAUCAAUGGCAAAAAAUAGGGUUAGAAUGAUCAGGUUUUCUGAAUCCUAGAAUAUCAACUUACUCACAGGUGUAUUGUGUAUCAUUCUCUUUUAUAAGGUGAUUUUAUACAAGUAACAGUUCAUUGUUUUAAAGUUGUUUAGUCAUUGUAUGUGGAUAGAUCCUAUACAGAAUAAAUGCUACAUAAAGAAUGUGAUUUUAGGGGCUGGGAUUGUGGCUCAGCGGUAGAGCGCUCUCCUAGUACAGGCGGGGCCUGGGUUCCAUUCUCAGCACCACAUAAAAAUAAAGGUAUUGUGUUGUGUCCAUCUACACCUAAAAAAUAAAUAUUAAAAAAAAUGCGGCUUUAGUUAUGAAAGUUUAAGUGAUAAAAUUCAGGUUAUCAGGAAUGGCAGUGUUUAGCCAGUGUUUCAUACAUUGUGAAGUAUAAUUAAUAUUGUAUUUUGAUACAGGAGUUUCUUGACUAUCCAUGCCAAUGGAACCAUGAAUGGGCCAGAAAGAUGAAAUCAACAGAUGUUCUAUAAACUUUAUUUUUUAACAUCGGCUUUCUCCCCACAGAACUGUAUUAAUGCCACCAAGAAGUCAAAUAUUUAAGUAUAAUAUUAUUAAGUAUAAGCCAUACAAAGCAAGAGAAGCAAAGGGACUCUUAAAGACAUAAUGUUUAAUUAUUUUUUUAAUAAUGAGGAUUGAACGCAGGGAUGCUUUGCCUCUGAGCUACAUCCCUAGCCCUUUCUUUUCUUUCUUUCUUUUUUUGAGACAAGGUCUUGAUAAGUUGCCCAGGCUGGCCUUGAAUUUGCAAUCCCCCUGCCUCAGUCUCCUGAGUAGCUAGGAUUACAGAUGUUCACCGCUGUGCCCUGCUCAUUAUUUUUAUUUAUUUUAAAUUUUUAAAAAAGUUUUUGGUACCAGAUAUUGGACCUGAAGUGCUUUACCACUGAGCCACAUCCCCAGCCCUUUUUAUUUUUUGAGACAGAGCCUCGCUAAAUUGCUGAGGCUGGCUUUGAACUUGUGAUCCUCCUGCCUCAGCCUCCCAAACUUCUGGGAUUAUAUGUGUGCAUCCUGCUCCCAGGCCACUCAUCAUUUUUAAACAGGAAACUGAAGUCCAGUUGCCUCUUUACCUUUGGACUUGAUUAGAUCUUUUGCAAGUUUGAUUCUAUUGAAUGGCUUAGAAAGUACAUCCAAGAUUUUAUUAUAUUUUGUCUGCUUCCCUCUUUCAAAUUUCUAGAUAAGCAUUCUACUAUACAGUUGAGAUUUCUUGUUUGUUUUUGUUUUGGGUACUGGGAAUUGAGCCUAGGGGCACUUUACUAUUGAGCCACAGCCCUAUUCCUGUUAAUUUGUUGUGUUGUUGUUGUUUGUUUUUAAUUUUGAGACAGGGUCUCCCUUAGUUGUCUGGGCUAGCUUUGAACUGGCAAUCCCCCUGCCUCUCUCACAUUAUAUAGUUUCUUUAUUCCACUAGAUAUACCUUUUUCCUUUUAUCUUUCUAACCCUCACUCCCACUCCUAGUGCUGGGGAUCCAACUAAGGGCAUUGCCCAUACUAGGCAAGCACUCUAUCAAUGAGCUACAUCCUCAGCCCAGAGAAAAUCUUUUAAUUCCUUACUGAUAUUAUGUACUGCUACUUAAUUCCUUUGUUAAGGAUUUACAUUUUUAUUCAGCCUAUAAGGGGGAAAAAUGGAAGGAUAUUUGUUUCUAUACCAAGGGUUCUCAACCUUGGCUACACAUUAAAGUUAUUUGUAAAGGUUUUUUUUUUUUUUUUUUUUUUUUUAAUUUAUUUAUUUAUUUUUCGGCGGACACAACAUCUUUGUUUGUAUGUGGUGCUGAGGAUCGAACCCGGGCCGCACGCAUGCCAGGCGAGCGCGCUACCACUUGAGCCACAUCCCCAGCCCCAAAAGGUUUUAAAAAUAUAGAUGCCGGGCUGGAGGUGUAGUUCAGUGAUAUGAGUUGGUUGUUUGUCGUGUUCAGGGGCCUGGCUUUGAUUUCCACCACAACCAAAAAAGUAAAAUACAAAACUUAGGCAAAUUAAAAUUUCUAGCAUGUUGGGCCUGGGCAUCAGUGUUUUCUCAAAAACAUCCCAGUGUUUCUUACAUGCAAAAUAGGCCCUCUAGUCAAGAUUUUCCUCUGUCCUCCCCAUACAUAUGCUAGGGAGGGGCAGUAGGACCAUCUGAUUCUUCCUGUCCACAGGAUCUCAAUCCUAUCACAUAAGGGAAUAUUUAAAAAACACAGAUGCAUGGGCCUGGCACAGUGACACAUGCCUGUAAUCCCAGGCUGAGGCAGAACAAUGUCAAGUUCAAGGCUAGCCUCAGCAAUUUAGGCCAUCAGUAACUAAGUAGACCCUGCCUCAAAGAAAAAAGAAAAGAAAAGGUCAGGGGCUGUUCUGCAGUAGUAAAGUCCCCUGGGUUCAAGCCAAAAAGUAAAAUACAAAAUGCAGGCUGGGAGUGUUUUUUAGUGGUACAAUGCUUGCCUGGCAUUCACUGGGUCCAUCUCCAGUACUGCAAAAAGAAAAUAAUAAUAAUAAAAUACAUAUAAUUUUUGUGACAUUUCAAGCCACCGUGUAUGUUCUCUAAUCUGAGUUAUUAAGAGGAUCAGAUAAUCAACAUUCUAGUAGGACGUCUAAAAGUGGCCCAUUUUUACUCGGGGAUAUAUUUGCAUUUUAUUUAAUCAUGGGUGUCACACUCUGGGAAUUCACUUAGUACUGUACUUAAAACUAAUAAAAGAACUAUAUUAUGAGUAUAUGGUUGAAAUACAAUAUAUGAAAUUUGCUUUAGUUUCUUUUAAAAGAAAGGAACCAGAACACUCUUCAAGCACCAUGAAGCUCAAUUGAUACACAUUAGCAUUCCGUAAAAUAAUGCACUGAAUCAAUUUUAUUCCAGUAAAGUGUAAUACUAGCUGCCUGCGGUGGUGAAUACCUGCAAUCCCAGCGACUGGGGAGGCUGAAGCAAGAGAAUCCCAAGUUCGAGGUCAGCCUCAGCAAUUUAGCAAAACCCUGUCUCAAAAAAUAAAGAGGACUGGGGGUGUUGCUCAGUGGUUAAGCACCCCUGGGCUCAAUCUCCAAUUUAAAAAAAAAAAUAGUACUAGAAAGGUAGGACAAUACUAAGAUAUGCUUUUUAAUUUAAUUUUUUAUUUGUUUUGUUUGAAACUGAAUGUUUACCACUGAGUUUACCAGUGUUUACCACAUCCCCAGUUUUUUGGCUUGAGUCAGGGUCUCACCAGGUUGCCAAGGUCAGUUUGCUGUCCCACUGUCUAAGACUUAAGUCUCUGGAAUUACAGGUAGGCACCACCAUGCUCUGCAAAAAGACAUGUUAUUUUAGGGCUGGGAUUGUGGCUCAGCUGUAGUGCGCUUGCCUAGCAUGUGUGGGGCCCUGGGUUCGAUUCUCAGCACCAUAUAAAAAUAAAUGAAUGGAAUAAAGGUAUAAAUAAAAAUUCUAAAGAUGUCUUAUUAGAUUUACUAUUUAAAAAGAUGUGUUAUUUUUAAAAGCCUAUAGAAAACUUUGGAAACAAAAGCCAUUUUCUUCUUCCCUUUACUUCAGUUAUUGCCCUUAAAAAAAAAAAAGAUUUGGCAUGUGGCUCAGCGGUAGAGCGCUUACCUAGCACGUAUGUGAGGCUCUGGGUUCGAUCCUCAGCACCACAUUUAAACAAAUAAAUAAUAAGGGUAUUGUGCUCAUCUACAACUAAAAAUAUUUUUUUAAAAAAAUAAAGCUUUCAAAAUAACUUAAAACAUGGCCAUAAUCAUUUAAGAACUACAUUUGCAGUCCAUACAUGACAAGUAUAUUCAUUGAGUCUCCUACAAAAAAAAAAUAAUAAUAAUUCCAAUGACGAAAUGGGACUUUUCUUGCAUAAUUCAAAAAUGCUGAAAUAAAACACAGAUACUGUGCCUUUUAUUGUA
Molecule: messenger RNA, 9903 nt
Organism: Marmota monax (woodchuck)
Lineage: Eukaryota; Metazoa; Chordata; Mammalia; Rodentia; Sciuridae
Gene: Zbtb8a
Product: zinc finger and BTB domain containing 8A
Exons: 12
Coding region: 918-2240 (440 amino acids)
Biological process (GO): regulation of transcription by RNA polymerase II
Molecular function (GO): protein binding; RNA polymerase II cis-regulatory region sequence-specific DNA binding; DNA-binding transcription factor activity, RNA polymerase II-specific
Source: RefSeq, a predicted model, not a curated record